UUCUCUCUCCUCUUUCUCUCUCCUCUCUGGAGAUCCGGAGGUCUAAGGAAAAUGGCUUACACCUUACCAGGAGGAACUCGGUUGAACUCGGCUCCAUUUCUUUGUAACUCAUCGUCAAGAGCGAGCUCAAUCGGAGAUUCAAAACGAAAUGGUGUAUCGUUCUUAUUGAAGAAACAUUCAUCCGGUAAGUUUUGGUGUGGUUCUAACUCCUCAUCUUUCAUAGUUGCUGCAUCUGGAAAAGUCCUAGUUCCUGGUGGAAGUAGUGAUGAAUCAUCACCAUUAAAGGAUCAGUUGGAAGCCACUUUUCCUGUGUCAGGAGAUCCUCAGAUUUCACAUGAUGACAUCAAUGGCACGGAAUUGGAAGAUCGUGAAUACAAGUUGGCUGAAGUUGGUUAUGCACAAACUGGCAGUGGGAUUAGUAAACUUGACAGAAAUGUUGAGUCUACCUCUGAAAUGUCUACUCCAUUUGAUGAGGAUAUAAGCAAUGAAGGGGAAGUAAUUAAGAGAAGGUGCAUUCCAGAACCUGGUACCGGUAAAGGGAUUUAUGCUAUAGACCCAUAUUUGAAGAGUCACCGCCAACAUCUUGAUUAUAGAUAUACACAAUACAAAAAAAUGCGUGAAGCAAUUGAUAGGCAUGAAGGGGGUUUAGCAGCAUUUGCAUCUGGAUAUGAACAUUUUGGUUUCACCCGCAGUGAUACAGGCAUUACAUUUAGAGAGUGGGCACCAGGAGCUAAGUCUGCAGCACUAAUUGGAGAUUUCAACAAUUGGAAUCCUGAUGCAAAUAUCAUGACUAAGAAUGAUUUUGGUGUCUGGGAGGUGUUUCUGCCAAAUAAUUCUGAUGGCUUGCCAGCAAUUCUCCAUGGAUCCAGAGUGAAGAUUCGGAUGGAUACUCUUACGGGUAUCAAAGACUCUAUACCUGCUUGGAUCAAAUACUCUGUUCAGGCACCUGGAGAGAUUCCCUAUAAUGGUAUAUACUAUGAUCCCCCAGAAGAGGAGAAAUAUAUCUUUAAGCAUCCUCGACCAAACAAGCCAAAGUCACUAAGGAUUUAUGAGUCACACAUUGGAAUGAGUAGCACGGAACCAGUAAUAAACACAUAUGCCAACUUUAGAGAUGAGGUGCUCCCUCGUAUUAAGAAGCUUGGUUAUAAUGCUGUCCAGAUUAUGGCCGUUCAAGAGCACUCAUACUAUGCUAGUUUUGGGUAUCAUGUUACUAAUUUCUUUGCUCCCUCGAGUCGUUGUGGAACUCCUGAGGAUCUCAAAUCUAUGAUAGAUAGGGCUCACGAGCUUGGUCUUGUUGUUCUCAUGGAUUUAGUUCACAGUCAUGCAUCAAAUAAUACAUUAGAUGGGCUGAACAUGUUUGACGGAACUGAUGGCCACUACUUUCAUUCUGGAUCUCGUGGUCACCACUGGAUGUGGGAUUCUCGUCUUUUCAACUAUGGAGAAUGGGAAGUAGCAAGGUAUCUUCUUUCAAAUGCUAGAUGGUGGUUGGAGGAAUAUAAGUUUGAUGGUUUCAGGUUUGAUGGCGUGACUUCAAUGAUGUACACACAUCAUGGGUUGCAGGUUGUAUUCACAGGAAACUACAACGAGUACUUCGGCUUUGCAACUGACAUUGAUGCAGUGGUUUAUUUGAUGCUGGUUAAUGAUCUCAUUCACGGGCUCUUCCCUGAAGCUAUUACAAUUGGUGAAGAUGUAAGUGGAAUGCCAGCAUUCUGUGUUCCUGUUCAAGAUGGUGGCAUUGGAUUUGACUAUCGCUUGCAUAUGGCCAUAGCUGAUAAAUGGAUAGAGCUUCUCAAGAAAAUGGAUGAGGAUUGGAAAGUUGGUGACAUUGUUUACACACUAACCAAUAGAAGAUGGUUGGAAAAAUGUGUUUCUUAUGCUGAAAGCCAUGAUCAGGCGUUAGUGGGGGACAAGACCAUUGCAUUUUGGUUAAUGGACAAGGACAUGUAUGACUUCAUGGCUUUGAAUAAACCGUCUACCCCUUCAAUAGAUCGGGGAAUAGCAUUGCAUAAGAUGAUUCGUCUCAUUACCAUGGGAUUAGGCGGAGAAGGUUAUCUGAAUUUCAUGGGAAAUGAAUUUGGUCAUCCUGAGUGGAUAGAUUUUCCCAGGGGCGAUCAAAAGCUUUCCAGUGGCAAGAUUAUCCCUGGAAAUAACAACAGUUUUGAUAAAUGCCGACGCAGAUUUGAUCUUGGAGAUGCAAAUUAUUUGCGAUAUCAUGGACUGCAAGAAUUUGACCAAGCCAUGCAGCACCUUGAAGAAGCUUAUGGUUUCAUGACAUCAGAACACCAAUAUAUAUCAAGGAAGGAUGAAGAUGAUAAGAUUGUUGUCUUUGAAAGAGGGAACUUGGUUUUUGUCUUCAAUUUUCACUGGACCAACAGCUAUUCAGAUUAUCGAAUUGGUUGCUUGAAGUCAGGAAAAUAUAAGAUUGUCUUGGACUCGGAUAGUACCCUGUUUGGUGGCUUCAACAGACUUAAUAAUCAAGCAGAGUACUUCACCUCGGAAGAAUGGCACGACAACCGCCCUCGAUCUUUCCAAAUAUACACGCCUUCUAGAACAGCUGUUGUCUAUGCUUUGACAGUAGAUUCACCAAAUCCACCGCCUAAGUAAGCCUUUAGAAGUCGAGAGGAGGUUGGUUUUAAGUAAGAAAAUGCAAAGGUAUGGGUGAAAUACUAUUUGCAUUCACAAAAUUGAAGUAUGCAGUUUGGGAGGACUGGUAAAUCAUUAGCAGCUAUGAUUUAGGUAUGAAUUACUACAGCAAUGAGAUCAUUCAAUUGCGUAUGAUAUUUUACCUUAGCUUA
Molecule: messenger RNA, 2795 nt
Organism: Impatiens glandulifera
Lineage: Eukaryota; Viridiplantae; Streptophyta; Magnoliopsida; Ericales; Balsaminaceae
Product: 1,4-alpha-glucan-branching enzyme 2-2, chloroplastic/amyloplastic-like
Exons: 22
Coding region: 52-2604 (850 amino acids)
Biological process (GO): glycogen biosynthetic process; starch metabolic process
Cellular component (GO): cytoplasm
Molecular function (GO): 1,4-alpha-glucan branching enzyme activity; hydrolase activity, hydrolyzing O-glycosyl compounds; cation binding
Source: RefSeq, a predicted model, not a curated record